AUGAACGAGUUAACCACGAGCCUGACCAAACUAGAAAUCAGCCAACAAAUUCAUGUUGGCUUGAAUGACGAUGACGAUGAUAUACCAGAUGAGGUCCCGUUCCGCCCAUCAGGCAAUCUGGCAACCAAAUUGCACGACACUCCGCGUUAUCUCUUUCGUGUUUUUUCAGAUGCGUCUGCAGGAGAGAAUAGUAGCGAAUGUAUGAAAUCCGUGGACGCGCUAGACGACAUUUUUACAGACAUUUUUGCACGAGAUGCUUUCACUGUUGCUCUAACUCUCAACGAGCAUCUCAGAUGGCAACCAAAAUCAUAUGGAGAUCCUUUUAUAUCAUGGACAACGUCACUUCUUGUCGCAAUCCAGUACGCUAUCUACAAGCAUAAGACGGAAUGUGCCGCCCUCAGCACGAUUCAUCUGUGUAUUAUUGACACCACUUUAUUCCCCGACGGAGUGUUCUUAAAAGACCUCGACCUCAUCGAGGAAUUUCAAGACAAGGUCCCUGAUCACUAUCCGGUCAUUUCAAAAGGCGCUCAGUAUGACUGGAAAGGCAGAGGGCUCAACAAUAUCCGUGAGUUGCGGAACAAGCAGCAUAAGGACUAUUCUGGUGUUUACUACUUUGGAGAAUACCUUUCACAGGGGCAAACCAAUAUUAAGGACCGGUCAUGCACGGUGUCUUGUGAUAAGAUCAUUAACAACAGCUUAUUUACCUUUAUGCCUCAAUUCAAAGUCGAAAUAGAGAACAGAACUCUAUUAUGGGCAAACGCAGUUAUAAAGCUUCGACAACCGUUCUACGAUACGGAGCAAGAGGGGGUAUACAAUUCGGACUUCACCGAUUCAAUGCUCAUAGCGUUUGACUUUCAUACGACAUGGUUUCUGCCAAUGCUAGCCAAUAUACUGGCUCUAAAACCUCGUACGGCUAGCAAUCCCAGAAUCAUAAGCCAGAUAUCGAAGGGUUUCCCCGAUCAAGUAAUACAACAUCUAGCACCUCAAGUCACGAAUGUUGUGGCCAAUGACAACAUUCCCGAGGUCCUCCAUUUUGGAAAGAUCAUUCAUGGUAUUAGCCAAGACUACUACACUAGGUCUGUUGUUGACUUGAUGAGUUCUAUGGAAAAUACUACAGGUGCGUUCAUCACCACGGGCUGCGUUGCAAUAGUGUGCCAAGGCAGAUUCUUAAAUAUUAACACUUCGAAUUCUACGACAGAUGUUAUUCGCCGCUUUAUAAGCGAGUCUGGAACCGCCGGAGGCCGAAAGACGCUUGGUAUAAGAGACUUGGCAGAGCAUCUCCCUGCUGUAGAUCAUGACUAUGUGCAGCCACUUAUGCAGAGCUUGGAAACUCUAAGCGGGAUUAUACAAGAACUUGAAGAAGAUGCAACUUAG
Molecule: messenger RNA, 1374 nt
Organism: Trichoderma aggressivum f. europaeum
Lineage: Eukaryota; Fungi; Ascomycota; Sordariomycetes; Hypocreales; Hypocreaceae
Exons: 2
Coding region: 1-1374 (457 amino acids)
Source: RefSeq, a predicted model, not a curated record